This is a messenger RNA of Linum trigynum, 4036 nucleotides long. Lineage: Eukaryota; Viridiplantae; Streptophyta; Magnoliopsida; Malpighiales; Linaceae. The record is from the annotation of a GenBank genome assembly.
GUCUCCAACCAAUAGAAAGCUAGGAUUGUGAUGACUUUUUAUUAGAUGAGUUGACCUAGUGUAAAAUCAAAGCAGGGGUAUAAUUGUUAUUAUGAAAAAUCUGUUUAAAUAAUAAAAAAAAUAAAAAAACAUAUUUUUUAUUUUCUGCCCAAAAAUUUGGUCGCCGGAAUUCGGCCAUCGGUCGCCGGAAAGUGGUCGCCGGUCGCCGGAAUAUGCCUUUUGUCGCCGGAAUAUGCUUACCGGUGUCGGAAUAUGCUUACCGGCGUCGGAAUCUAGUCAUCGGGGCCGGAAUAUGCCUAUCGGCGUCGGAAUCUGCUCACUGACGGUCACCGGAGUUCGGUCAACGAACUUCGUUGACCGGUCAACGGUCUUCGUUGACCGGGUCAACGGUCAACGAAGACCAUACAGUUCGUUGACCGGUCAACGGUCUUCGUUGACCGGGUCAACGGUCAACGAAGACCGGAUGUAUGGUCUACAUUGUGAUAUUUAUGGUUUGGUUUCUCAUAUUUUCGUAUGCCUUUUGUGGUUUGCUUUAUCGUGUUUGUGGUUUGCAUUAAGAAGUUUCUGGUUUGCUUUAUCGUGUUUGUGGUUUGCAUUGACAAGUUUCUGGUUUGCUUUCAAAAACUUUGUGGUUUGCAUUGUGAGGUUUCUGGUUUGUUUUAAUAUAUUUGCGGUUUGCAUUAGGACGUUUAUUGUUUGCUUUUUUGUGGUUUGAUUUACUGUGUUUGUGGUUUGCAUUAGGAGGUUUCUGGUGUGCUUUCGCAAAUGUUGUGGUUUGCUUUGAGAGGUUUGUGGUUUGUUUUAGGAGAUUUGUGGUUUGCAUUAGGAGGUUUCUGGUUUGCAUUAAGAAGUUUCUAGUGUGCUUUCGAAACUUUUGUGGUUUGCUUUGCGAGGUUUCUGGUUUGUUUUAAUAUAUUUGUGGUCUGCAUUAGGACGUUUUUGGUUUGCUUUACCGUGUUUGUGGUUUGCAUUAGGGGGUUUGUGGUGUGCUUUCGGAAUAUUUGUGGUGUGCAUUAUGGGGUUUCUGGUAUGUUUUAGGGGAUUUUUGGUUUGCAUUAUGAGGUUUCUGAUAUGCAUUUUGUAGUUGUUUUUAUUGCGUUUAUAAUUUAUAUUAGGCGGUUUAUGGUGCUGAUAACUAACAAAUAAAUACAAAAUUAUUACAAGGCUACAACCCCAUUUGACACAAUGACACCAAACUACAUAUGACCACAAGUACACUCUAUAAUUAGCAAAAUUAAACAACACAUCUCAAUAGAUAGACCACAAAUAUCAACUUAAAACUUGAAAAUAGCUUUCCCAGGAUCAAUGAUUCUCUUCACUGUCCAUUCAAAUUGUCAUUAGAAAAAACAAAUUCAAUUGGAGUACUAAUGAAAGAAAGAAACGAGAUAGAGAGGAAGAAAAGCAAUUGAAGCAUAGACCAUUAGUCCGCGGAAAGCCUUGGAAUGAAUUUCCACAACACAGGCCGCAGCUGGUACCACCAUUGUUGCGAAUCUCUAGGAAUUUGAGAGAUACGAACUGCAGCGAGGCAACAUAGGAGCCUCAAUGAAGUCGUCUGCAGCCGGUGCCGCCAUGGUUGCGGAGCCUUCUGCUGCUUCCGUUCACGUACCCUCUAGCAGCGGUAGAAUCCGAAUUUCCGACAGUUCCGUCACGGGAACAGGCGAACAACCGGAAUCCGAUGGCGCUCAUUGUUUAGGGAAAGCUAGCCUAGCGGCCUUCAUUGUUUCUUUUUCCCCAUCCCCCCCCCCCCCCCCCCCAAAUGCAAAAACCUGUCCAGAUUCACUAAAUGAGAAAAAACCCUCAAGGGCUUUCUCCAUGGAGCUAGCUGAUUCGAAGUCCACAAACCCAAAACAGUGCGUCCAACACCGCCACCUCUCGCUUGACCUGAGAAAUUGCCACCGCGCUGCUCCCAUCCCCCUUCUCUCCCAAAUUCAGCGACAUCAAUGGCAUCCAACGCCGCCGCAUCUGCUCCGGAAUCUCCGUCGUCGCUCGGUAACUCCUCAGUUGGUGAUGAUGUCCGUAAUCUCGUUGGACGCGGUGGAGGUGGGCGGUGGAGCUGUUGCGUUGGGGGCCGAGGAGAGUGGGAAGAUCGAAGAAGAACUGAGAUCCAACGAGAGUGUGAAGAGGACGGGGUGGGUAGGCUAAAUAUAAUUUAAUUUUUAUUUUAUUAGAUUUUAGAUAAAUUUACCCUUAUACCCUUAAUGAAUCAUGUUGUUAGUAUAACAACACACUAAGGGUGUUGUUAUACUAUCCGCACCCGUAACUUUACCCUCCUCAUGUUUUGAAGAUUAGUAACUGCCAACAGCAUCGAUCGAGUUGGAUUAAUGGCUAUCUACACAUAAUAUAAUACACCGAAGGGGAAAACGGGAGCCUCAUUUCAAAUUUCCUGCAAUGAGAGUGAAAGUAGGAAGGACAUUUUGGUCUUCACAAUUACUUUUUUUUAUUCAUUAAAAAGAUACAUACUGGGAUUUGAACCAUGACCAUUUUAAAGAAAGGCAAAGAUCAUAACCAAUCACACUAAAUACAUUUGUUGUAUCUUUUUAAAUUAAAAACAUAUAAUAGCAGGGUGGGAAAAACUCUUCCCCUAUUUCAAAUUUCCUAUGCCAGGAGCGUUUGUAGGAAUGGUGGAAUAGGGAGUGUCAAUUUUUUUCUCUUUCCUCUGUGGAACGGGCCAACUUACCGUACACAUGUGGAUUUAAACGGGUCCAGGAGUGUCAAUUUUUUUCUUUAUACCCUUUUAUUUCUCCGUGGUGAUAAAAUAUAUAUGAAAAGGCAAAAAUAAUACUCCUUUUUAUUAUUAAAAAUAAAAAAUUUAACAAUAAACUAAUGCAUGGUAUCUAAUGGGCUAACCGCUAACCAUAAAACAAAAGAGUUGAAUGAGCCUGACCUACAUGGGAUUUGGUCAUCAAGUAAAACAAAUGAACAUCAUUGGUUUGCCAUUCUAAAACAAGCUAUUUUCUCUGACAUAAUAUAUAUAUGCUAUUAUUUUAUAUCUUAGUGGCUAAAAUAUAAUGUAUUUUAAAGUUAUUCAAUGGUUCAACCUCGACCAACCCAAUUAGUCCAAUUUUUAUCAUUUCAAAUAUAUAUUUUAUAAUUAUUUGACAUCAUAAUGAUCAAAUUAUAGUGUAUUUUAUAGGGAAUCGUUUGGUAUUGUUAGUAAAAAACUAAACAUAAAGAUUUAUUUGGUUAUUUUAAACAUUAAAACGAUCCUAAACAUUUUCAGUUCCUUUUGAAUUUAUAUGGUUUUAUUCCCAAAUAAGUGAUGUGCAAAUGGCGAAUUGUAGUCGUCUCUUUUCUUUCACUAUUUUUUAUUUUCAAAUAGAAAGUUUAAAAGUAAAGAAUAAUUAGAAUUUGGCAUGGGUCGGUCAAACAUGUUGAAUUUCAAGUUUUGUCCUGUUUGUUUUAUGCAUUGCAAAUUUAUUAGCAUGUUGAUGGAAAUGGCUUGGAAAAAAGACAUAGAAGUUGUACCUUUGCAGAAAUGUCCUCAAAUGUUUGAAUGCUUUGUGAAUCAGGUUCUGUGACUUUUGUGAUGGUGUAUGUGCUUGACGAUUGCUCGAUGUUGUAACUACUUAAUUUGAGAGUAAAUCUUUUGAUUUUCCCUAUGAGUUGUGAUACCAGUUCUGGUGGUUGCAGCAUGUUGUCGUUGUUGGCCUGUAAAAGUUGUUCCGUCGUGAUGCUAAAUACCUUUCUUUCUUUUUUAACAAAUUGUGUAGUAGUGCUAUGAAACAGACCACCCAUGAACGCUACGCUUAUUAUGGUCUGUUCUUACUUCCGGUGGUGAGAAAUUGUGAAUUGAGAAUCAUAUUCGCCUACCGCACUGUGUCUGGUUGGUGGCUGCUUACUAUGCUCUCUAGAGUUAUGAAACAGACUACCCAUGAACGUUACCCUUAAGAGUCCAUAACUUUUCGAAAAACCAAAUUUAGGCAAUCAAAGGUGGUGGAUGUUUGAUGAUUUUUUAUGGCUUAAUUGUUUGUGAAUUGGAUAUCUGAUCUUUGUAUGAUUAGAGGGGAUGUUUGCUUAAUAGAAUAAUCCAUUUUAA